AUGCCAAUUCCAGAAAGCUUCUGCAACAUCUACGAGUACCUGCGAAGCUUUGCCUUGCCAAUGUUGGAGGAGCUGCGUCAAGACCUAAAGGCUCCUCUGGAUGCCCUUCAGCUGGACUUGGAUGUGGCAGAGGAGGUCCGUCUCAUUCCAAUGGAGGUCGCCAAGGAGACCAUGAAGGGUGAAGGCAUCCCUGCAAUACCACCAUGGUUUCCCGCAACUUGCUCGCACCAGGUUAUGCUGGUGCUGGCAGGAAGGGACCGGGCGAAGUGUGCCCAAUGCGCCCCAGGCCAAAUGUGCCUUCUCUUCGAGGAGGGUUCAGUUACGAAGCCCUUCGCUCUGCCUGGCAUGGCCGAUGAGGAAAUGCGUGAGGUUUUGCCCUUGAAAGUCAAUCCUGGAGGCUGUCACAGACUCGGCCUCCUGCACACCACGCCAAAGAGCAAGCACGCUGUGGUUUUGAUAUCGCAAGAGAAGAGCCUCCCACGCUGUGAUGCCAAUGAAGUAUCGGAGGUUCUGUACCCCAGCUGCGAAGAAGCCAGGGCAGACAUCAAGCUAACAGAGAGUCCAAUCUCAGAAGGCUGGGAUGACGAAGGGACACCGGUGCGCCUUCUUGUUGAAGGCAAGCCACGCCAGUGGAAGUUGGCUCUGCUCGGCUGUAAUGCACUGACGUCCAUCCGAAUUGGAGCUGCGCUGGCCAAUGCAGCUGGUCACCAUCCCAUCUUCUGGCAAAAAGAAAUUUCCGGCAGGGAAGAUUGCGAUGUCAGCACGUUUGGUGGUACGUUCGAAGGUACAGGAAAGACACACACCUUGGCCGUUCUUUUGGAGCAGUGCGCGGAACUUGCACUGGCAGGCAUGGAAGAAAACGCAGAUGCCGAGCAGCAGGUUACGAAGAGCAAAUGGAGGAAGCGGUUUCAGAACCACAGCAAGCCAAACGAGCCGAAGCCACCAGAUAUUGCAGCGCGGAGGCGCGCAGCCAACCGCUGCCUGGUGUGUGCUCCAACGAACAUUGCUGUUCAAGAGGUCCUGCGGCGUUUGCUGGAUCGAUUGGACCCUGAGCGCUGGUGUCAGGUGGUCUUGGUGGCGACAGAAGACCGAGCCAACAUCUCUUUGUCCGAUGAGCCCGCUGCCGAUGACAAACGGCUUUCAGCAGUCCUUUUGGAUCACAAGAAAAAGCGCGUAAAACGCAUCGCUCGCUUCUGGCUGGGCGAAGGCUUCGAGAGGCCCAAGCCACAUCUCCGCCAACCCGAUUGGGUCUUUGAAGCUGGCAACUCUUGCCUUGCACUGCUCUUAACUGAUCCUGCAAGGGCGUAUGCACGCGCAUCUUUACCAGUCAAGGGCAGAGGCAAAGCGAAGAAAGGCAAGGAGCGGAUAGAAGCUGCGCAUCUUCUACAUUUCGUGCGACGAAAGUUGACGGAGAUCCAGGUGAUUGCCCGAGACCAGCAAGACAAGCUGAAGCGGGAGGUUGCUUUCGCCACGAAGGCGUUCGUCCCUUUCUCCUGUUCCAGGAAGGAGAAGCGAAGAAUUGAGGGUGAAGCGCAGGUCUUCUGCGAGCUGGUUACUUUGCGCGAGCAGUUGGAAGCAUUUGGUCAGAAGAUGUCAGAUCUCCUGGAGGCAUGGGAGCCGGAGGCUUGGGCGUUGGAUCAGUCUGUGGAUCUCAAUUUCAGGAGUCCUGAAAGCGCAUCGGCAGAAAGGGCAGCGAAUGCCACCAGCCAUCCAAACAUGUUGCAGGACAGGAAGCGCGCAUACAGCUUCGUAGAGUGGGUCGUUCAAGGCAAGGCCGAAGCCAAGGAGAAAGCAUUGGAGGGACUGAUCGAGCUCAUCGGCUUAGACUCGGCCCCAAAUGCCACAAGCUCUGAAGAAGAGCUUGCGGCUGCCGAGAAACGGUUGAUACUUCUACUUCAUCCAGACAAGGCGCCCCCCGACAUGCAGCUGAUUGCAACCUGUGCUUUCCAGGACCGCGAGCUGGCCAUGGCUGAGGUACGAAAGUCAUUGCGCUGUCCCAAUUCCUCUUCGGGACAGACGCAGCCAGCAAAGCCGUCAGGGGCGGCAGAACGGCUUGAGAUUCUCGUGGACGUGAACCUUCGCUCCUGGCUCUCCGGGAAUACCCAGGAUGCCCUGGAUGCAAUGUUGGCAGCCCAUGUUGAGCUGCUGAAAGCUUGCACGGCAGUGCGCACGGCAUCCUCCUCCUUUCUGAAAGGAGCACUGUUGAGGCGUGGGGCCCUGGUCUUCUGUACACUUACCGUAGCGGGGCGGAGCUCCAUUUGCGGGCAGCAGAUCCCAACAGUCCUCAUCGAUGAAGCGUGCCAAGCCUGCGAAGCAGAGACACUUCUGGCACUUCGCAGUUGGGUGCAGCGACUUUUCUUAGUGGGUGAUCCGCGCCAGCUCCCGGCAACUAUUGCUUCACCCGUGGCAAAGCGCGCAGGCUAUGCACGUUCAAUGUUCGAGCGCUUGGAACAGUUCGGCACAAGAGCAGACCUCUUGGAGGAGCAGUACCGCAUGGAUCCUCCGAUCAUGUGCUGGUCCAACGAGGACUUGGAUCCAAGGAUGGCAGAAUACAGACUGCCGCCCCUGUCCUGCAACGGGCUGGACACCUCCAGAGAAGGCUGGAUCGAGGAACAGGUGAGAUUUUCAUACAGCAACUUCAAAGAGGCUGAUUUUCUCAUGAAGCAGCUGCACGAUUUCUUCCGAGAGUGCCGUCCUGAAAUGGCAACUACGGUGGGCAUAAUCACGCCAUAUAGAGCUCAAGUAGAGCUCAUACAGGAUUUGCUAAGCAAAGCCCAUGAUCGUGUGCGUGCUUGUACAUCCGUGGCCACCGUGGACGGUUUCCAAGGGAACGAGCGUGACAUCAUUGUCAUAUCCACAGUCAGGUCUGGAAAGGGCAUCGGCUUCAAUGCUGAUGCAAGGCGGUUGAAUGUGGCCGUCACCAGAGCCAAGCGGAAUGUUUGGAUCAUUGGAAAUAUGGAGACCUUGUACCAAGGACAAUCUAAAGGUAAUGUUUGGCGUGAUCUCUUGGCCUUUGCUCGAAUACGGGCCUGGGUUAUCCCUGCCAUCACGCCGCCUGAGCCAUCAAAGCCACCAGAUCCACCAGCCACACCAGAUUUGUUGUGGUCAAGUUUGCAACAAGCCGAAUGGGAGGACUUGAUUUUCGUUCUCUUGUAG
Symbiodinium pilosum is the source of this 3156-nucleotide messenger RNA. NCBI's taxonomy places the organism in Eukaryota, Dinophyceae, Suessiales, Symbiodiniaceae. The record is from the annotation of a GenBank genome assembly.